Sinocyclocheilus rhinocerous is the source of this 597-nucleotide messenger RNA. RefSeq names its product potassium voltage-gated channel subfamily D member 3-like. Gene Ontology annotation, biological process: potassium ion export across plasma membrane; action potential. Lineage: Eukaryota; Metazoa; Chordata; Actinopteri; Cypriniformes; Cyprinidae. Gene Ontology annotation, cellular component: dendritic spine; neuronal cell body; voltage-gated potassium channel complex. Gene Ontology annotation, molecular function: A-type (transient outward) potassium channel activity. The transcript has a single exon. The record is from RefSeq and is a predicted model, not a curated record. The annotation marks the transcript as partial.
GAGACCAUGUGGAGGGCCUUCGAGAACCCGCACACUAGCACCAUGGCGCUGGUUUUCUACUAUGUAACCGGAUUCUUCAUCGCCAUAUCUGUCAUCACCAAUGUGGUUGAGACAGUUCCUUGCAGUUCUAUGCCGAAUCAGAGAGACAUCCCCUGCGGGGAGCGCUACACAGAGGCAUUUUUCUGCAUGGACACGGCUUGUGUAAUGAUCUUUACGGUGGAGUAUCUGAUGCGACUGUUUGCGGCGCCCAGCAGGUACCGCUUCAUGAGAAGUGUGAUGAGCAUUAUCGAUGUGGUGGCCAUCUUACCGUAUUACAUUGGGCUCGUCAUGACCAACAACGAGGACGUAAGCGGAGCCUUCGUCACGCUACGGGUGUUCCGUGUCUUCCGGAUCUUUAAAUUCUCCCGCCACUCCCAGGGUCUCCGGAUCCUUGGCUACACGCUGAAGAGCUGCGCGUCCGAGCUCGGUUUCCUCCUCUUCUCCCUCACCAUGGCCAUCAUCAUCUUUGCCACAGUCAUGUUCUACGCUGAGAAAGGCUCCUCGUCCAGCAAGUUCACCAGCAUCCCGGCCUCCUUCUGGUACACCAUUGUAACCAUG